Messenger RNA from Ostrinia nubilalis (European corn borer), 351 nucleotides. RefSeq lists its product as uncharacterized. The record is from RefSeq and is a predicted model, not a curated record. NCBI's taxonomy places the organism in Eukaryota, Metazoa, Arthropoda, Insecta, Lepidoptera, Crambidae. Bases 1 to 351 code for a protein of 116 amino acids. The transcript is spliced from 3 exons.
AUGGUGGUGGUGGUAGAGACUGGAAUGGAAUGGACGUUGGCGAUGGUCCAGAGUCAGGUAGCGGGGUACGAGAACAAGGGUCAGCACACACUCGAAGUGUGCCAAGCUUGGGUGGCAGAGCGCGAAAUCCUCGUGGAACAGGUAGGACAAGAUCUCUCCUUACGGGCCAUCCUGCCUCGUAUGCUAGAGAACCCAGAUGCAUGGCAUGCGGUGCUCCACUUCUGCGAGGAAAUCAUGUCGCAGAAAGAAGCGGCGGAGAGGGAGCGAGAGGCCUCGCCUGACGCUCCACCGAACCGUCGCCGACGUCCAGGACACCGCAGGAGACACUACCAUCUCCAUGCCCCCUCUUAA